AUGGCAUCAAGAAAGAAGGUCUUGUUGAAAGUGAUCAUCCUCGGUGAUUCUGGUGUCGGUAAGACCUCCUUGAUGAACCAAUAUGUCAACAAGAGAUUCUCAAACCAAUACAAAGCUACUAUCGGUGCCGACUUCUUAACUAGGGAAUUAGUAGUUGACGAUAGAGUAGUUACCAUGCAGCUCUGGGAUACAGCCGGUCAAGAACGAUUCCAAUCGCUCGGUGUAGCUUUCUACAGAGGUGCAGACUGUUGCGUAUUGGUGUACGACGUUAAUAGUAGUAAGAGUUUUGAGGCGUUGGAUGGUUGGAGAGAUGAAUUCUUGGUUCAGGCCUCACCACACGACCCCGAAAACUUCCCAUUCGUAGUACUGGGUAACAAGAUCGAUAUGGAGGAAUCCAAACGAAUGGUAUCCCAAAAACGAGCCAUGACAUGGUGUCAAGCCAAAGGGAAUAUACCUUAUUUCGAAACUUCCGCCAAGGAGGCUAUCAAUGUCGAACAGGCUUUCCAAACUAUCGCUAAAAACGCUUUAGCUCAAGAGGCAGAAACGGAGUUAUACAACGAUUAUCCAGAUCCGAUUAGAAUCGAUUCUGAGAAUUCACAAAAUUACGGAUGUAAUUGUUAA
Molecule: messenger RNA, 621 nt
Organism: Kwoniella botswanensis
Lineage: Eukaryota; Fungi; Basidiomycota; Tremellomycetes; Tremellales; Cryptococcaceae
Exons: 8
Coding region: 1-621 (206 amino acids)
Biological process (GO): regulation of vacuole fusion, non-autophagic
Cellular component (GO): phagocytic vesicle; vacuole; late endosome
Molecular function (GO): GTPase activity; GTP binding
Source: RefSeq, a predicted model, not a curated record